AGAAAGUAGCAGUUAUGACCCUAUAUGGAACUUGAAAUUCCUCAUGCCUGUAAAACUCAUCUUGCCAAAGCUGGCAGAAGGGGUAUUUUUCCAUUUGGCCAAGUGACGGCCAUUUGACAUUUGGCGGAAAAUGCUUGGGCAUUGUUUAAUUCGAGAAUUUUUUUAAAAAAUUUUGAAACUAAUCGAUGAGGCUUUUACAACCACCACAUUUGGAAUCCUUACAACAAAAGUGAUUGCGACUUAUACCAAAAAUAAAUAAUCUCUUUAUACUACUCAACAAGAUCAUUGAUGAGCUUUGGGAACACCUCAAAUCAGGUGUUCCCUUGAGCAGUGGAACGCAGGUGUGGGUGCUAAUCUGUCUCUCUCUCUAAUCUGAUAUUUUCUUAAGCUGUCAAGAUAUAUUCGGUGGAUGAGAAUACCCGAAGGAGAUUGUUUCUUUUUGUUGGCAAGGGAUUUAAAGAUAGUAUGGGGUGAAGACAAACGUUAUUGGCGUUGGAUGCGUUUGCAAGAUUCAAGCCGACCAGAGAUCGAAAUAGCCGAGCUUCUUAAAGUGUGCUGGUUUGAGGUGAGGGGAAAGAUAGAUGCAUCAUGGCUCACUCCAGGGAUGGACUACAUUGUGGCCUUCAUUAUGAAGCUCAGUGCGCAAGCUCAUGGGUGGGAAGAAGAAAAUGUCACACUUAGCUUUAUUCUUGCCAACAAAAUGAAAAUGGCGAAAACACAGACACAGAACCUAGAAGAAAUGGAGAGGGGAAAGUGGAUGGAGAUUCAGGUGGGUGCUUUUCACAUUGGACAAGAAGAAAAGGGAGACUUAGAGUUCUCUAUGAUGCAAACCCAAGAGGGUAAAUGGAAAAGUGGGCUUCUCAUUAAAGGUGCGGUUAUAAGGCCCAAGAAUGCGAGCACAAAGUUGUGGUUAUAAACCCAAGAGGGUCUGAGCAUUAAGGCCCAGGAUGGACUCUGUUUCUCUCUCUAGGAGGGUGAGGGCUACUAGUAAGGUCCAGCUUUUGUUCAAGGGAACGAAGGUGUACUGAUUUUAUAUACAUUUCCUGUAACCUCACUAGCUCAUACAAAAGUAUAAAUAGCAGUUAUUUCAAUAAAUAUAUAUAUAUAUAUAUAUAUAAAAGGAGUCUAGAGCAUGUAACUAUGAGAUUACACUCCUCACAAGGAAAUAUAAGUAUUAUUUUAUGUCC
This is a messenger RNA of Amborella trichopoda, 1187 nucleotides long. RefSeq names its product protein PHLOEM PROTEIN 2-LIKE A1-like. The record is from RefSeq and is a predicted model, not a curated record. Gene Ontology annotation, molecular function: carbohydrate binding. Lineage: Eukaryota; Viridiplantae; Streptophyta; Magnoliopsida; Amborellales; Amborellaceae.